GCGCUGCGCGGCGGCCGCUCCGCCUCAGCGCGCGGCAAGAUGGCGGAGGAAGGGCCCGUCUGCGGCUUCGUGUUCAAGAAGCGGGGCCCAGGGGCGGGAAGGGGCCGGCGCAAGCGGCCCAGCAGCGACCAGGAGCGGGAGAGCAGCGGUGAGGAGAGCAGCACGGUGGUGAGGAAGGAACGGCGGCGGGAUACUCCUAACCCUAUGAUUCAGAAGACCAGGAGAUGCACGAAGGAGAAAGCCACGUAUGCACUGAGCAGCAGUGAGGAUGAGGAUCCAGCGAAGGACAUCGGAGUCGCUUACAAAUCGACAAGGUCGGCGAAACCUGUUGGCCCAGAAGACAUGGGAGCCACAGCAGUGUAUGAACUGGACACAGAGAAGGAGAAGGAUGCUCAGGCCAUCUUUGAACGUAGCCAGAAAAUCCAGGAGGAGCUGAGAGGAAAGGAAGAUGAUAAAAUUUACCGUGGUAUUAACAACUACCAGAAGUAUGUGAAGCCCAAGGACACGUCUAUGGGAAAUGCCUCUUCAGGAAUGGUCAGGAAAGGCCCCAUCCGUGCUCCAGAGCAUUUGAGGGCCACAGUCCGAUGGGACUAUCAGCCUGACAUCUGCAAAGACUACAAAGAGACUGGGUUCUGUGGCUUUGGAGACAGCUGCAAAUUCCUCCACGACCGCUCUGACUACAAACACGGCUGGCAGAUCGAACGGGAGCUGGACGAGGGUUGCUACGGAGUCAAUGAAGAUGAAAACUAUGAGGUGAGCAGUGAUGAGGAGGAUAUGCCUUUCAAAUGCUUCAUCUGCAGAAGUUCUUUCAAGAAUCCCGUGGUCACCAAGUGCAGGCACUACUUCUGUGAGAGCUGUGCCCUCCAGCACUAUCGCAAAUCCCAGCGCUGCUACGUCUGUGAUAAACAAACCAACGGCGUCUUCAACCCCGCCAAAGAGCUCAUGGCAAAACUGGAGAAACACAAAGCAGAGGAAGAAGAAGAAGAGGAGCAGCGGCAGCAUUCAGACACCAGAGAGGCUCCCCAAUAGCAGAACACUUUGUUUUUUUGUAUCUAGAUAAAUAAAGCUUUCAUGGGGGAGUUAAAAAACCACCCUCCCAGCAGCUGUUUGUAUCUAACCAGCAGCUCCUGCCUGUGCUGGACUCAGCUGUGUGAGCUGAGCCAGGAGCCAGAGCAGAUAAGGUCAGACUCCAGCAGCACCAUCCCCUAUGUUUGGUUACUUCAUCACUUUUUUUUUCUGAUCAAGGUGCUGCUGUUUCACUAACUUGACACUGUCCCUGCUGCUUUGAGCAUCAAGCCAGCUCAGACGUCAUGUUUGUGAUCUCUGAGCACAGAGGGAGCUGAAAGGGAAGAGGAUGAGAAAUAGCUUGUACUGAGUUCAUCCUUCACCCUAAAAAUGCCAACUUAGGGGGAAAGCAGCCUGGGAGUGCUGCAGUUCUUGGGGAUUUAGUGGAGCUCAGUGUGUUCCCUCCUGUCUUUGCCUGCUUUUUGCUUCUUAUUGUUCACAAGAGGCUUAGAACUGCAGUGGGCAACACCUCCUGAAUCACCCCACACCUCCCGGAUCGCCCCUCUUGGGUGAGGAAACCCAACAGCAGCAAUCUCUCACUAACUCAGCCCUCAGUAUUCAUGUUGGGAGUUGGACUCUGGCUUUUUUUUCCCCUUCUCUAAGUACCAACACUUCAGUCCCUGUCCAGAAUGAAAGAUUCUCACAAGCUGCAGCCUUCAAGCUAGAAAAUGAAGUGCCUUAAGGAAGGAAAUGAGUUCAAAGUCUGCACCACAAGCCUGUGGCAUCAUUUGGGACCUUCUGCAGCAUCUUCUAGCACCAGCAGACUUUAAAAAACAACAACUUCAGAAAGAGUUUGUUUUGGCAAAAAAAAUACACCCCAAACCCAACCCUGGAAUAACAAACUGGGGCUUCAAGUACAGUUUAUAAAUAUAAGGACCUGUUGGCAGCACCACUGUUGCCAUCCCUCACACCUCCAGGAUUGGAUUCUCAGUGCUUCACUAAAGUAGUAGAAAGACAUCAAGCACCUCCAGUCCUUGGAAAGGGUUAAACUAAAAGCCUUAAAUCCACCUCCAAAAGCCAGACAACCAUGGAAGAGCUGCUGCAGCAGCAGGAUGGUCACAGCCACCAAUCAAGAGGAGGAAGCUUUUAGCUGGGCAGUGGGGGAAGGCUGAACAGCAAAGGAGAGAUAAUUCUGUACAGGAUGUUCAAGGGAGUUGUGAGCAAGAGGAUUUCACAUCAAAGUCAGCUUGGUUUAUCCUCAGGGCCAGGGUUACUGAAGUAAACAGGCAGUUGCAAAGUUCCUUCCCAAGGACCUGUAAACUCUUCUACGUGCAACAUUCGUCAUCUUUGAUGAACAGGACCAAUAAAUUACAAUGUCCACAACCAGGUAAUAAGUCUCUGGUGGGGUUGCUUUUUUUUCCCCCCUCUAGAAUUCCCAGUCAUCCACAUCUAGCUGCUCCAGGUUUGACACCAGCCCAAAAAUGCCACUGGGAUCCUGAGGCCAUGUCCCUUCAAAGUUGGUGAUGGGAGUGACGGGGCGCAGCAGCUCGGGCAGCGCUUCGGACACACGGUGCUUGAUCUGCAGCCAGAGGAGAGAAAAGCGGCUGCUGAAAUGCUUCCCCCAAGGGCUGCCCCUCAAAGCCAGCACCACUCUGGGUCGGUACAAGCUGAAAGGAAGAAGGCAGCUUUCUCUUUUCCCCCUCACCCUGCACUGAGGGUUUGCAUCGAAUCACAGAAUGAUGAUGGUUGGAAAAGAUCUUCAUAAUCGAGUCACAGGAUGGUUGGGGUUGGAAGGGCCUCCAGAGCUCAUCCAGCCCAAGCUCCUGCUAAAGCAGGUUCCCCUCCAUCAGGGGGCACAGAAACAUGUCCAAGUGGGUUUGGAAACCUCCAGAGAAGGAGCCUCCACACCCUCCCUGGGCAGCUUGGGCCAGGGUCCCU
This is a messenger RNA of Colius striatus (speckled mousebird), 2943 nucleotides long. Its product is annotated as E3 ubiquitin-protein ligase RNF113A-like. NCBI's taxonomy places the organism in Eukaryota, Metazoa, Chordata, Aves, Coliiformes, Coliidae. Gene Ontology annotation, biological process: snoRNA splicing. The transcript is spliced from 11 exons. The record is from RefSeq and is a predicted model, not a curated record. Gene Ontology annotation, cellular component: U2-type spliceosomal complex. Gene Ontology annotation, molecular function: metal ion binding. The coding region runs from base 40 to 1029 and encodes 329 amino acids.